GAAGGAAGUUAGGAGCACAGCAGCAAAUGUUUCAGAAGUGGACGGCACCGAGCGUCACCGAACCGACAGGAGCCGUAGAAGCAGACCGGAACCACCAAAUAGGGCUACCGCGCGGGAUUGACUGACCGACACGUCUUCUCUCGGAGGGGGAAUUGUUCAUUUAGCAUCACUAAUAACUCAGUUCGUCCCCUAAAACGGUGGAUCGCGUAUGGCCGCGAGGCGGCCGCCAUUUUGCCGGCGGGGGGGCGGCGCGGCAAGGCUGAGGCUGUGACCGAGGACAUGAAGCUGAAGCAGCGGAUAGUUCUGCUGUGUGCCGUGCUCCUCCUGCUGGGCCUGGCCAAGAUCUUCCUGCUGGAUGGCGGCGAGGGCUCAGCGGCCAGCAGGAGGGACCUCAGGGCCUUCCGCAAGAUGGAAGCCAGCCUGUCGCUGACGCGGGGCGCCCGCCUGACCCACACCCUGCAGUCCCCGUGGGAGAUCGCAAGCCAGUGGGUGGGUCCCAGAGAGGUGUACCCCGAGGAGGCGCCCGAGCUGGCCGCCGUUCUGAGCGCCCUCAGCCAAGCCCGCAUUGAGCGCGCUGACGUGGGCUACAAGGGCACCCAGCUCAAGGCCUUGCUGGUGCUGGACGGGGGUCAGAAGGUGGUCUUCAAACCCAAGAGAUACAAUCGCGACUACGUGGUCGAAGGGGAGCCGUACGCCGGUUACGAUCGACACAACGCCGAGGUGGCGGCUUUUCACCUGGACAGGAUCCUGGGCUUUCGAAGAGCGCCCCUAGUGGUGGGAAGGCACGUGAACCUGCGCGCGGAGAUCAAGCCGGUCGCCAGCGAGCAGUUGCUCGGCACCUUCCUGACUCAGGGCAACAACACGUGCUUCUACGGGAAGUGCUACUACUGCCGGGAAAGCGAGCCGGCGUGCGGCCAGGGCGACAUCAUGGAGGGGUCUUUGACGCUGUGGCUGCCCGAUGUCUGGCCGCUACAGAAGCACCGACACCCCUGGGGUCGAACGUACCGGGAGGGCAAGCUCGCCAGGUGGGAGUACGACGAGAGCUAUUGCUCGGCGGUUAAGAAGAUGGCGCCGUACGACGCGGGGCCACGCCUACUGGAUGUCAUUGACACGGCCGUCUUUGAUUAUCUGAUCGGGAACGCCGACCGGCAUCACUACGAGAGUUUCCAGGACGACGGCGGCGCCAGCAUGCUCAUCCUGCUGGACAACGCCAAGAGCUUUGGCAAUGCCGCCCUGGACGAGCGCAGCAUCCUGGCGCCGCUUUACCAGUGCUGCAUGAUCCGCGUGUCCACCUGGAACCGGCUCAACCUGCUGCGGGGCGGCGCCCUGAGCGCGGCCAUGCGGCAGGCACUGGCCUUCGACCCCAUCCGGCCCGUCCUGGCCGAGCCGCACCUGGCCGCCCUGGACCGCCGCCUGGCCGGCGUGACGGCAACCGUCAAGCAGUGCAUCGAGGCCCACGGCCUCGACAACACUUUGGUGGAGGACCGCAUGAACUUGCCGCACCCGUGAUUUGAAAAAGAAAAGCUGACUUUUUACAGGGGAAACUCACCUCGUUUUUCCUCCUCAUGGACGUGAGGUACUUCUCCAGAAGCUCGAAGGAAGGAGGAAGCGAGCCAACCAGCCGUCAUUGUGACUGCUGUCAGAGAGAGAGAGGUGACAAAAAGCCAAGUGUACAUAUUUCAAUGAAGUACCAUAGAUAUACUUCAUGUGUUAAUUAUCAUAAUACAGCGUUACACGAUUGUGUGUAUGAAUGCGCGUGUGUGUACGUGUGUGAAAGAGAGCAAAGUUGCCAUACUGUGCCGUUAAGCUACUGACAUUACAGACUUGAACGGGGGCGGGCGGGGCGCCAUCUUCAAUAUUAAACAAAACAUUCGUUUGA
Molecule: messenger RNA, 1879 nt
Organism: Syngnathus typhle (broad-nosed pipefish)
Lineage: Eukaryota; Metazoa; Chordata; Actinopteri; Syngnathiformes; Syngnathidae
Gene: fam20b
Product: FAM20B glycosaminoglycan xylosylkinase
Exons: 8
Coding region: 280-1509 (409 amino acids)
Biological process (GO): protein phosphorylation
Cellular component (GO): Golgi apparatus
Molecular function (GO): phosphotransferase activity, alcohol group as acceptor
Source: RefSeq, a predicted model, not a curated record